AACUUACCUUGUGUAUUCGCCACGAUUCAGAACCUGUUCGUGUGUAAACUGAAAACGUAUAACGUGUACAAAAUAUACGAUUUUUCUUUGGUCACAUCAGCACAAGGAAUUACGAAUAUGACGAGUGGUGAUUUUUCUCAGGUGACCCUCAUGAUCCAAUCCGGGUUUUUGGACAAACCACAUGACACGAAUGCAAGAGUGGUGGAUAGGAAAUAGACAUUUGUUAAUCUCUAAUGUAAAUAGGCUGGCUAAUAUUUGCAUAAAUGCUCAGAAUUAUUUACUUGAUAUACAUGUGUAACAUGUUUUCAUAAAUAAACAUUUGAGAUUUUGUCAGUAGUAAAAGCGUUGUUUUCCCGAUAGUAGUCUACUAUGGUUUCCUGAACUUGCACUGCUGUAGCCACGAGGCUGUGCUGUAUGGCAAAUUGAGCUGUUCAGAUCAACAGAAAAUGUCCCAGUUGAAAUUGAACCUUGUCAUAAUUACGCAUUAUACAUAGUUUUUUAAGUUAACGUGAUUAACAGAAGUCAUAAAAUGUCCUAUUACAUGAACAACUUAAGCCACGACAUUUAACAACAUGGAAAGAUGCAGUGUUUGUUGUUCCAGCUCAUACACCUCAAUGGUUCAAUAUUUCUUGAAUUAAAAUGUGGAAAAUUGUGAUGUAGCCAGCUAAUGUAAAUCUGAUGUAUGUGUGAAGACAAAUCUCCCAAGUACUUUUCUGCACAAAAGAUGCUUUAAACUGUUGAUUUAUUGUCACUAGAACUCUUCCUUACUUAAUUUAAACUGUUUUCUGUUAUUCUGAUCAUUUUCAUUCAGCAUUCACUAGAAACACCCAAAAAUAAGAAAAUUAAUGGUUUUAUUUAAACCGACAGUUGUUGUAAGACAGAAUAAAAGUUAGUGUCCAAGUGCUUUUAGAGAAUUACUGAAGGGAGUGUUAGAUGUGUAUAUUAAUUCUGUAUAUUGUAUAUACGUGUUCUUUAUUUAAUAAAUAAUUAAUAUGUGGAUUUUUAUGCUCCAGCACUCCUUGUGAACCUACAAGUGGGUGUAGAAAAUGGAUGGAUGGGUGUUUUGCAGCAUUGAUGAGGUGUGCCUGGGUAUCCACGCUGUGGCCCCUGUCAAAGCAAGCAUGCAACUCAGCGUUUUGCAUUGACAGCUGCACCAAAGCAAUCCUUUGAAUAUGUGCAGCUACAGAACAGUCUACUCUUCAAACAAAAGAAGGACCAUUGACAUCAUGCAUACACAUAGUGAAAAGUCGGACGCACCAGGGCCCCUGCCCUAACCAGUUCAAGUGUAUUUGUUUCAGGAACAGAGGAGGUAGCAUUUAAAAGAUUUUGCCACCAUCAACAAAAAAGGGCAACAGAGGUUGUCUAUUUCUCUUUUGCCUCUUAACAUCUCUCUCUCCCUCUCCACUCUCUCACUCCCUCUUUCCCCUGAGGAUAAGCAAAGAGGGAUUUGCCUCAGCAGCAACAAGUGUAUAUCUCCUUCCUGCUUAGUCGCAGCGUGUGUCAGGAUGUACAGCUUUAUGGGCGGCGGCCUGUUCUGUGCCAUUAUUGGGAACAUCCUAAUAGUGGUUUCCACAGCAACAGAUUAUUGGAUGCAGUAUCGCCUCUCAGGCAGCUAUGCCCACCAGGGCCUGUGGAGGUACUGCAUGGCCAACAAGUGCUACAUGCAGACAGCAAGUAUAGGUACUCCAAAGUUGUACCCCUGGUCUAAUAAGAUGGCAUCUGAGAUUACAGGAGCUGUACUCUGGUUCGUUCAAGCAUACUGGAAUGCCACACGAGCAUUCAUGAUCCUGUCGGGAAUGGCGUGCUUUGCGGGCAUCAUGGCAGGCAUCCUCUCAUUUGCCCAUUUUUCUGCCUUUGAGAGAUUCAGUCGUUCCUUUGCCGCAGGAAUCAUGUUUUUCAUCUCUACUCUGUUUGUGCUGCUGGCUAUGGCGAUCUACACUGGCGUAACCUUAAGCUUCCUGGGCAAGCGUUUCGGAGACUGGCGCUUCUCUUGGUCCUACAUACUGGGAUGGGUGGCCAUGCUCAUGACCUUCUUUGCAGGUAUAUUCUACAUGUGUGCCCACAGAAUGUAUGAAUCCAGGAGAGUGGUUGGAAGUCGCUAACCUGAAGAAGGAAAAACUGCAAGCAGCAGAAAGGUUGGGUUCAGAAAUCAUCAGGACCUUCAUCGGACCUUAAUGUUAGACCUUAAAAUUUUAAACUGCAAAAGUAAACGGACAAAUUAAUAGCUUAAAGGACUUUUUUACACAUGCACAUAUAUUUGUAUAAUUCUGCACAGAUAAAUAUACCAGUCUUCACAAAUGUUUAUUUCACUUUUCAUAAUUUUUUUUCAAUA
Labeo rohita (rohu) is the source of this 2332-nucleotide messenger RNA. It is a transcript of the gene lim2.4, whose product is annotated as lens intrinsic membrane protein 2.4. Gene Ontology annotation, cellular component: plasma membrane. Bases 1506 to 2102 code for a protein of 198 amino acids. Gene Ontology annotation, molecular function: structural constituent of eye lens. The transcript is spliced from 7 exons. The record is from RefSeq and is a predicted model, not a curated record. Lineage: Eukaryota; Metazoa; Chordata; Actinopteri; Cypriniformes; Cyprinidae.